CAUCAUCUUCUACAGCGCCUUUUGGUUGGCCAUGUCCAAUUCGUGUGCCAACCCGAUCAUCUACGGGUUUACUAACGACAGUUUUAGGGUACGUCUUAAUGGCAUUUCUCUUUGAUAGAACAGAUCAAUAUUUAAACAUUCUCCCUCCAUAGUACAAGAUGUAUAUAUUUAUCCACCCACACCUUUAGCGCGCUGGCCUGCCUAAAUAUACAAGUUUACAGUUAACAAAUGUUGAUGUGAUUAUGUUGCAUUGGUAGAGAUGUUAUCAUUUUUUUUCUGGGGCAUCCUGUAUAUAUAUAUAUAUAAAUAUAUAUAUUAUACUACUCAUUUUAUAAUCUGUUUCAUUUUUUCAGGCAGACAUGGCCGUGCUUUGCUACUUUUGGUUCCCGUUUUGCCAUUGCAUGAAAAAACUCGCCAAUAGGAAGCUCAGCGUGUCCACCAAUGACUCUGCCUACAACAAAAGAUUCAGCACAAUGAGGAAAACUCAGAGCUCUUCAUACAGACAAGGAGUCUACAGAAACGGCAGUAAAGUCUACAUUGAGUUACGAAGAGACAAUAUGUCCAGGGGCAGGAGUCUGGGCAGCAUGAACGAGUUUUACAGGGAGACGCUGGAUGUCGAGCUCAGGGACAGCUACAGCAACGGCCUGUGUGGCAGAUGCUGCCACCUUCAUCAUUCGUGCAAUCCAAAGAGCCAACAUCUCAGUUUUAUCAACGGUGGUGACUAUAGGUGCUCCAUCAACACCCAUUCACAACCAGCGUUGCACCGGUCGGUGAGCGGCAGCAGCGCCCUCUCGACUUCAUCGGUAAACAAUAUUGACCUUGACCAGUCCAUUUAUUCAACAACUGACGACAUUAAGGUCCCUUACUCUCAAGAAUCUCCUACCACUUUGGCCAGGGAGUUCUUGUUCGUGUCAAGGAUGGACGAUACCAGUUCCGGGUCAUACAGACUCAAUCCUUUACCCGAGGUAGAGAUGAGUGACAUUGCAGAAUUCAAUUCUGCGUGAAUUUUGGUUAGAGUACAAUAUGACUAUUGCAAUUCUAAAUAUUUAAAAAACGCCUGAUUUAUGCUGUGAACAGUUUUCAAUA
This is a messenger RNA of Lymnaea stagnalis (great pond snail), 1086 nucleotides long. The record is from the annotation of a GenBank genome assembly. NCBI's taxonomy places the organism in Eukaryota, Metazoa, Mollusca, Gastropoda, Lymnaeidae.